AUGGGUAUUCUCAGAAGCCCCAGUAAGCUCUUGAAGAGAAAGAAGACGGACGGGGAGGAAGUCGAGAAGCCUGAAGGCGAAGCAGCGGCAGUCAAUAUCCCACCAGCUCCCUCAGCAACAGAGCUCAUGCUUCGCGGGGAACGCGAAAAGUCUCAGACCGCCUAUCAGCGAGCGCAGAAAGCCGAAGCCGCAUAUCGCGCCAAGAAACAAGCCGAACGCGCCAGAGUUGAUUACAAGUCCUCCAAAGGCCAUCUCAAGACAUCGUGCAUGGAGUUGAAGUUGGGACUCAAGACGGCCUUCUCAAGUGCGAAAUCUAGCCCAGCGGUGUUGAAAGAGAGACAGCACAAUGCCGGGAACAAGAAGGUGGUGAAGAAGCAGGAGAAGGAGGAAGAGAAGAUGAAGAAGCUGGCUGAUAAAAUGAAAAAGGCCGAAGAGGAGAAGGCAAAGUUGGAGGCGGAGGCCCCACCAGCAGAGGAAGAAGCCGCUGCGGCGGCGUGA
Molecule: messenger RNA, 498 nt
Organism: Cercospora beticola
Lineage: Eukaryota; Fungi; Ascomycota; Dothideomycetes; Mycosphaerellales; Mycosphaerellaceae
Source: RefSeq, a predicted model, not a curated record